Pectinophora gossypiella (pink bollworm) is the source of this 6453-nucleotide messenger RNA. It is a transcript of the gene Hip1, whose product is annotated as huntingtin-interacting protein 1. Gene Ontology annotation, molecular function: phosphatidylinositol-3,4-bisphosphate binding; phosphatidylinositol-3,5-bisphosphate binding; clathrin light chain binding. NCBI's taxonomy places the organism in Eukaryota, Metazoa, Arthropoda, Insecta, Lepidoptera, Gelechiidae. The transcript is spliced from 21 exons. Gene Ontology annotation, biological process: endocytosis; actin filament organization; clathrin coat assembly. The record is from RefSeq and is a predicted model, not a curated record. The coding region runs from base 385 to 5046 and encodes 1553 amino acids. Gene Ontology annotation, cellular component: clathrin-coated vesicle; actin cortical patch.
UUUUGUGAAUGGACGUAUGUGUAUUUUCUGGAUGCUGUCAAAUUUUACGAUAGUUUUUCCCGUAAAUUACAAAGUUUUAUUGUACCAAUAAAUAAACCGUUCAGUAACAAGUGUAUUCGCCGCAGUGUACCUUUCUGAACGCAUCUUUGAAAGUGGAAGCAUAUUUACUUCGUUUUCAUUUGGAAAUCAAAUUGCUGUGUGUCGGAGUCCCAGUUUCGUAGCAGUAUUUUGCAUGUCCCGAAUCUAUGGCGUCAUUGUCACUUCCUCGAGUUCUUCAGCUGAAGAAGAACAGUCUGGACGCUGAGAGGGAGCAGUUCGAGAAGUUCCAGCGUCACAUACGGCACUAAUCUAAUGCAUGCCGCCGCUGCUCUGCACUAACACGCUAUGGCGAUGUCAACAAACGACAAACGCUUCUACCAGCUGUCUCUGGCCAUCAACAAGGCUAUCAACUCGAUCGAGACGCCAGUGAAGGAGAAGCAUGUCCGCAGCACUAUCAUCGGCACCUUCCAGGAGCGCAGCGCCGUCACGUAUUGGAUGGUGGCGGUGCGCCUGCCUCUUCAGGAUAACAGGAUCGUGGCGUGGAAGUUCUGUCACGUGACACACAAGCUGCUCCGGGAGGGGCACCCGGCCUGCCUCGAUGACUCGCAGCGGCACAUCGGCAUGAUCGAAAACCUCGGCAAGCUAUGGGUGCACCUCCGCGAAGGAUACGGGCGCUUAAUCCACCUGUACGGCAGCCUGUUGGUGACGAAACUGAAGUUUCACGCACGCAACCCUCGCUUCCCUGGCAACAUGCAGCUGACGGUCGACGAGCUCGACGCCAUCGCCGAGAACGACGUCAACAACUACUUCCAGCUGUGCGUCGAGCUGUUUGACUACAUGGAGGAUAUCCUCAAUUUACAAGCAGCGGUGUUCGACAGCCUGGGCAACGCACGCGCCAACUCAAUGACAGCAAGCGGGCAGUGUCGCCUAGCGGCAUUGAUUCCAUGCGCGCAAGACUCCUCCCACAUAUACGACUGUAACGUGAGGCUGCUGUUCCGGCUGCACGCGUCUCUGCCAGCGGACACCCUGGCGGGACACCGGGAAAGAUUCCGGCAGCAGUUUAAAAAGCUGAGCUCAUUCUACAAGCACGCCAGCAGCCUGCAGUACUACAGGAACCUGCUGACGCUGCCCGUGCUGCCUUCCAACCCUCCCAACUUCCUGCUGCAGAGCGAUUUCGGAACAUACGUGACUCCAGUGGUUUCGAUUCCCGAGCCACCGCCGGAUGAAGUGGAUGCCGUCGGGUCUCUCAUCGACACUUCAGAUACCAUCAGCCAGGCCACAACUCCAGACCAUUUCGAAACAUUGGAUACUCGCGCCACGCCUUCACCUCAACCUGACCCCAUCGUGGAGCGCGACAGACUCAUCGACCACCUGCAGAACGAACUCAAGAGAAUGCGGUCUGAAGUAUCACAACUAGUACAAGAAAGAAACACAAUGCUUAGUUCCAUGAGAGAGCACUGUACGCGACUAGAAUCCCAAUUACACAGUGCAAAGAUUGAAAUUGAAGAGGAAAAACAAAAGGCCCAACUAUUGUCCGCCGAAACGCCAGAAAUCAAACAGAAACUAACAGAAACCGAAGAAAAAGCCAAAGUCACAGAUGAGAAGUUCCAAAAACUAAAAGGGGCAUACACGCAGUUAAGAGAAGAACACAUAGCAUUGAUUAGACAGAAAGCGGAAGUAGACAAAAUGUCGGCAAGUUUACGAGCCGCCGCGGCACAACAUGAAAGUGCUAAGACAGCUCUUCAACAACAGCUAAACGACAGAAUGAAGGAUUUCGAAUUGCUCCAACAAAGUUCUUCGUCAAGCGAAGAGGUUGAAGCGUACAAGAGCGAAAUUGCUAACCUCCGAAGUGAAAUAGAGCAGUCUAGACAAAAGGAGGUAGAGUUAGAAACGCUACGAGGUUCGAUGGAAGCCUUAGAAAUUGAACACAAGACAGCGACUGCGGAGCAACAAGAGAAGCUCACGACUGUCACUAAUGAACUGAAAGAAGUAACAGAAAAUCUAGAGAAAAUAAAACAAGAAAAAGAAGAAAGGGAGAGUGAGUUAUGUAGGGUUAAGACAGAGUUAAUGGGACUGAGAGAGAAAAGUGGAGAAGAGUAUAAACGGGUGGUGGAAGAGAAGGAAGCGGCGUUGAAGCAAGUUUCUGAACUCACGCAACAACAUCAGCAGGAGAAAGAGGUACAGGGACAUCGUAUUAACAACUUGCAAUUGGAGUUAGAAACUUUACGAAUAAAACUAAUAGAUUCAGAAAAAAAUCUUGAGAUUCGGUGCAAGAAAAUAAGUGAUGAAUUUUCUCAAAAAAAUCGCGAAUUAGAAGAGGGUCUGAUUAGGAGGGAAACAGAAAUAAAAGAUGCACUUGAGAAAAUGGCCCAGUUAGAAUCCGAAAUCGAAGUAACUAAAGAGAAAUUUGAAGAAACAGUUACAGAAAAAGAUAGGAAGGUAGCUAACCUCCAAGACAAAUUAAAUGAACUUAUUCUUAUCAAAGGCAUCAAUGAUACAACUCUUAAAGAAAUAGAAGUAGAAAAAGAAAAGGUUAAGGUUCAACUAGCUGAAAUUUCUAAUGAAAAGGAAUCGCUUUUAAAAACAUUAGCUGAGAAGGAAUCGGAAAUAUCCAAUCUGGGUAAUACCAUUAAAGAAUUACAAACUCGAGAACAAAUCCAAAAGACAUCAUUUGAAGAAAUAGAUAAAAAUAAAACUAAAGAAAUAUCUGAACUACAAGAGCGAUUGCAAAAUGUAAUUCAAGAAAAAGAUAGUGAAAUAAAUGAGUUACGAAAAAUUCUUCAAGAUAAAACUGAGUUGCAAAAAUCUGAAGGCGAAACCUUGAUAAAAACAAUUUCUGAACUAAAAACUUCGAUCAUUGACAAAGAUAAAGAAAUUGAAACUUUGACAUCAAAAUUAAUGGAAACAACAGAUGAACUAGAGAAACAAACGACAGACUUAGAAUUAUUAAAAAAAGAAAAUGAAUUAAAAAUUACAUUGUUAGAAGAUAAACUUCAAACAGUGACACAAUGUAAAGAUGAAAUAAUCGACACCUUAACAGGCUCAAUAGCUGAGAAAGACAAUCAAGUCAUAACCCUCAAUGUUGAAGUGAAUACGCUAUCAGCAGAUGUAGCAAGGCUAGAAGAAGAACUUAAAGAGACGCAGGCAGAGAUGGAAAUUGGUAAAAACGAGCUACUAACAUUGAGAGAGGAACACGACCGCAUAGUGGAAAUUAAUGAAAACAAUAUAGCUUUGAAAAACAAAGAAUUAAGAAGUCUGAACGAUGAAGUCGAAAAGUUAACACGAGAAAACGCUGAAUUAAUCUCGGAAAAGGAUAAAUUGACUGAAGAAAAACAGGUUUUGGAAAGUAAACUGAAAGAGGUCCAAGGAGCUUACGAGUCGAAAAUUCAGGAGUACAAAAGUUUUCAAAACGAAAAAACUGAUGCUGUUAAUGAACUUAACAGUGUAAUUGAAGAGCUUAAAUCUGAAUAUGAACAACUGAAAGAUUUAAAAGACACUGAAAUUAAGAGACUGCAUGAAAAAAUACAGGACAGCGAAUCAAAAUUCAGUAUUCAAGUUUGUGAAAAAGACGAAACUAUCGCCAAGGCAGAGACCAAUAUAAACCAACUAAAAGAUAAACUGGAAACGUUACAGAGUGAAAAAACAAAAGAGAAGGAAGAACUAAACGAAGUCGUGGAUCAGAAAGAGAAAGAGAUGCAGAAGUUGGAAGUAAGACUGCAACACGCAGAAGGCAGCCGUUUGAACGCAGAGUGUGAAUUGCAGGACUUACUUCAACAUAAUAGCGUACUCGAGGCAGACCUCGCUGCGGCGAAGAAGCAGUUGGAGGAGACUAAAAUGGAACUACUCAAACAGACUUCCCGACUAGUGAGUGUCGCGGGCUCCGCAGCAUUGCAAGUGACAGACGAGGCUCUCGCAGCGCUAGAGCGUGGUAGCGCCUCCGAGACCAACCGCGCCGCCGCCGAACUCGCCGCUACAGCUUUACAGGAUCUGGCACAGACUGAGGUGCAAGGCAACGAGGAGACCGUGGCGCGGUCAGCCAUCGUCGCGGCACACAACACCGCGACGUUAUCAGCGUACGCGACCGAAGUGUGCAACAUAUCUACUGACAUGCAGCUUUCUGACAAACUAAGCAACGAAUGCCGCGCGAUGUUGCAAUCAACAAAGCAAUGCCUCGAGGCACUCAGCACUGGCAGUAUUCCUGCCUCCGCGUGUGUGGAGGCGCGAGGCCACGUGAACAUCGUGGCGCAGACCGCGGCCGCGGCUGACAGGCUCAACAGUGGCGCGAGGAGUGUGGACGACGAGCUGGCUGAUAUGGACAGCGCUAUCGAGCAGGCCGCCUCGCAGAUUGAGGAGAUGCUCAAAGCAAGUCGUGCUGGCGACUCGGGCGUGAAGCUAGAAGUGAACGAGAAGAUCUUAGACGCAUGUACCACUCUGAUGGGCGCAGUCAAGAUGCUCGUGCAGGACGCUCGGAAGCUGCAGAACGAACUGGGAGACCCUAAGACGAGGCAGAAGAUGUACCGCCGCAACCCGCAGUGGUCCGAGGGACUCAUAUCUGCUGCUAAAGCGGUGGUCUUCGCUGCUAAGUUGUUGGUGUCGUCCGCGGACGAGGCGGUGGGCGCGGCGGGGCGCGUGGAGGGCGUGUCGGCGGCGGCGCACGAGGUGGCGGGCAGCACGGCGCAGCUGGUGGCGGCGUCGCGGGCGCGCGCGCCGCCCGCCGCGCCCGCGCUGGCGCGCCUCACGCGCGCCUCGCGCUCCGUGGCCGCCGCCACCGGCGCCGUCGUGGCCGCCGUGCGCGCCGGCUCCGCGCUGCAGCACGACCAGGAAGCCCUAGACACCUCAGCGUUGACGUUGACGGCGACCAGGCGGCUAGAGAUGGAGUGCAAGGUGCGCUCGCUCGAGCUAGAAAGCGCGCUCGACGCCGAGCGGGCACGGCUGGCCGCGCUGCGCAAGCGACACUACCACCUCGCGCAGCAGGAAGAGAAUGGCAACAUGACGAACGGAAAAUAAUAAAUUAUAAGAAUAAGAUCAACCCAAAUGUUUGAAAUAUAAAUUCGAGUCAAUUUGUGUGAAUGUUUUGUAUGCGCACUAGCUUUUUUUGCCAAAAAAGCAUUGGCAUUAUUAAAUUAAAUAAAUAUUAUAUUUGGAAUUACCACGCAAUUUAAACUAUCACUAUUGUACCUUUGAAUUGACGAAUCAUUCUAAAUCAUGCAUUUAUUGUUUUUGCAACGAACUUUCUUUAUUGCUUGACGUGUGCUGUUUGUACGAAAUAAGGUUAAGAGAGAAUGUUUGUCUUCCUUAAGAUGAAGGCUCAAUUUUGCUACCUUAGACAAAAGUGGGUACAGUCUGGUAAAACGAGAGUAGAAUGCUAUCAUACGAUCUAAAUGGCAACAUUUGUUUCAGCCCCUGUCAAUGUGAUUGAUGAAAAUGCAAGAUUGGCUCAGUAUUGCCAAUUAAUAGAAAUUCUACUCUUUUUUCCCAAACUCUAAGGAAUCCAUGUCGUUUUGGGAUUGUAAUUUUGUAGUAGGGCUCUAUUGAGAAUAUGUUUAUACGAUAGCUCUUUAGAUUUUUAUUUAUUUAUCUAAGAAUGUUACAUGUAUCGGUUUCUACUUUUCAAUAAUUGUCACUGUAAGGUAGAUUUACCGUGGACACCAAAUUGUACUACAUAGAAAAUUAAUAUGAUGGUGUAGAUACAUUGUAUGAUAAGCAUUAUAACGUAGGUGACGGCAGCUAAAAGGUAAGGCACGAGGCUGCGCGGUUUUUGUACGUAUUUUGGCUUCGGUGUACGGACACUAAGUCUUCCCAACUUGCUGACCGUAAACUAAUCGUCACUGUAAAGGUUAAUGUAGACAUCAACCUCUGUGUAAAACGUGUAGAUAGUUAUAGUGUAACAUUUUGUAAUAAUUCGUAAUAAUAACGCGGGCAUGUCAGGCUAAACACGCCUUUAAACUGUCCUAAGUUAGGGCACGAUGAAUUGAUCGAUGAAACAAGCCAUUUUCACUUCUCGCAUGUCACAUUUCUCUGAUAACUUGCCAACUCUAACAAGUUUAUGGGACAGUAAGCUUUAAGCGAAGAGACUAUGGAAAACGUGAAUUGUUUAAUGUACCUUACUGUAUAGAAGUAUGAUUCACCUAAAUAUUCUAAAUGUUGUUAUGAUUUAUAAUAUGAAUUAAUUUUACAAAUAUGACGUAGUUUUAAGCUUUAAUUACUAUACAGACAGCAUAUUAUGAUUUAUGACUUAUAUUAAAUAUAUUUUUCUCUGCAUUUGAAACACCACUAACACGUUUCAUUUAGCUAAUGAUACCCUAAACCAUUUUAUUAUCCUUUUGGAUAUAAAUGUAGUAGAAAUUCCGGAUUUUCUUUUGUAAUAUUUAUAUCGCAUAUUUAAUGUUUACUAAUAAAAAUAUGUACACAAUU